UGCUGUGUGGAAAUUGUAUCUCUUUAUUUUCCUAGUGCAAAUGUUCUGGUUUAUUAAUAUAUUGUUCUUAGUUUUCGAAUGAAAUACUGCUAUUUUAAUUGUGUUUUCUUUUCGAAUAAGUCACACAAAUGGUCAGAUCCUCUCGAAUCGGUUCAACCGAAUCAAUACAAAGAGCCGUUUCGAAACAACGAUUAAUUUGCGAAUCGGACCUCACUGGGAAGGGAUGAGGGAGGGGUGGAGCGGCCGAGGAGAGGCUGUCUGCGUUCAGAUGGAGGAUUAAACUGGUCCCUAUUCUGCCAGCAUCCUGCACCGACACGCAUCCCAAACAUCAUCCCACACCUGUCCGUCCCGUCUGAAUCAGCCGGAUCCACCUGCUCCCUUCGUCCCGUGCUGGCUCUCCAUCACCGGACCGCACCGGCGUCCUUUCAAACCACGAGCAGAUCAGUCCUCAUUGGUCCUGAUGGUUGUGAGGGCCCGUCUCCGCCACCUCUCAACCAGUCCACACAAGAGAGAUGUGACAGCCAAUCACAUGCUGAGAUUUCUGCAUUCUGGAGCUGUUAGGACACAAGCUAAACCCAGUUAGAUGGAGGAGCGAGAAAGAAGCAGAAGUCGAUCUCCAGGCAGGGUCGGCCGGGUGGAGCAGGUGGUGGGGAAAUGGCUGCGCCGCUCUCGAGACUCUCUCAGCAGGGAGCGUAUUCUAGGAGGCAGGAGGUCACGCUCUGGGGAUUCGGGCCAGCAGAACUUCCCUGUGAAGGUAACUGUGGAGGUGAUCAGAGACGCUGUCCUGGACUCCCAUGGAUUCAGUCUCUCAUCACAGCACCCCCUGCUGGUCAGGGACGUCACUCCAGGAGGCCCAGCAGACGGUCAGCUUUUUCCUGGAGAUCAAAUCCUAAAAGUGAACCAUAAAGCCAUAGAAGAUCUUUCGCCUGAAAAGGCGGAGCAGAUGAUUAGGGAUUGCCAGGACCCUGUAACCAUGACCAUCCUCAGAAAUAUGGCGAAUCCUAAGUCUUCAUUCAUAACAGCUGAGAAGAGAGCCCGUCUGAGAAGAAACCCCAUUAAAGUGCGCUUUGCAGAGGAGGUGGUGGUCAACGGACACACUCAGGGAAACUCUCUUCUCUUCCUGCCCAACGUUUUGAAGGUGUACCUGGAGAACGGCCAGACCAAAGCCUUCAAAUUUCACAAGACCACCACUGUCAAGGAUAUCGUGUUGACUCUGAAAGAGAAGCUUUCCAUUCGAUGUAUUGAGCAUUUUGCACUGGUGCUAGAACAGCAAUAUAACAUCACCAAGCUUCUGCUGCUGCACGAGGAGGAGCUCAUACAAAAGGUGGUACAGAAGAAGGAUUCCCAUGACUACAGGUGUCUGUUCAGAGUCUGUUUCAUUCCCAGAGACCCAGUGGACCUCCUGCAGGAUGAUCCUGUAGCCUUUGAGUACCUCUUUCAGCAGAGUGUGGGAGAUGUGUUACAGGAACGCUACGCUGUAGAGAUGAAAUGUAAUACAGCGCUGAGACUAGCUGUUUUGCACAUGCACGAGAAACUGGCAAGCUGUGGACAGACGACGAGAGCAUCUGUUAAGAGCAUUGUCAAGGAGUUUGGUUUGGAGAGCUUCAUCUCUCCCACUCUGCUGAGGAACAUGAGAGACAAACACCUGCGGAAAGCUCUCAACCACCACAUGAAGAAGAUCCAGUCGCUGCUAGAACCACGACAGAAGGUGAUUUCUGUGUCUCAGGCCCGUUUGGCUUAUGUGACCCAGAUGGCGGAGCUGAUUUCAUACAGCGGGAGAAGCUACAACGCCACCAUGCUGUUGCAGGACAGGGAGUCGUUGGUGACUUUGCUGGUGGGAGCGAGAUAUGGGAUCAGCCAAAUCCUAAACCACCAGCUCAACAUGAUCUCCACCAUUAUAGACUUCCAUUACGUCACCCGAAUAGAGGUGCUCUCAGAGUCCGACAGAAUCAGCAUGCUCAAGAUUUACCUGCAGGACAUCCAGCCUAUAGCCUUGCUGAUGGAAUCUGUAGCAGCUAAAGAUCUGGCCUGCCUCCUGGCUGGAUACUGCAAACUGCUGGUGGACCCCAAUAUCAAUGUGUUCCGCUGGGGACCUAGACCAAAAAUGCGACGCAUUCCGGCAGAAGAAGGGUAUGUUUCUCGGUGUGGAAGCGAUUCAGAAGACAGUUCAGAGGAUGACUACGCUAUGGAGGGACUGCUGGACACUCAGCUGUCAGAGGACACUAUAUCCACUCAUACAAAUGAUGGCACGGAGGAAGGAGAGGAAGCUGAGGGGAGAAGUGAAGCAGAGGCAGAAAAGGUCCGAGUGAUUGUAACACAUCCCUUUUUAGAGGUCGAAGGAGAUGAGGCGAGCAAGAGAGAGUCUGUUGGAGAUGAGGAUUAUGCCAUGAGAAUUGAUUCCCUUUUGGAGACAGGUUGGUACUCAGACCCUCGAGUCAACAGCAGCUUCUCCAGUUUGUCUAGUAACUCGCUAAAUGCACUGGAGGAGACUAUUAAGGCAACCAUUGGUGGACUUGGUCAUAUGGAUGUGUCUCUGGAAGAGAAACCCAGUUCUAGUCUUGGCUCUGGUGCAUCGAGUCUGGAUGUCCACCACCCUUUCCUCCUGGAGGUGCCAGAGCAUUUGGAUGAGAGGGACAGUUCAAACAAACUCAGACGACAUUCAGACCUGACCUACAAUGAUUACUCAGUUUUGCGCUUCUCUGAGCUCUCACAAAUGUCUGAUAGCUUGCCAAGCCCAACUGCGGCCAGUGAUGAUGCAUUGAGUGAGGAGGAGGAUGAUGAUGAAGGAGGAGACAGUGGAAAAGACGGUCGCAUUUCCGCCAUGUCAGCGGAAUUUGAAGCCGUGUUAGCCUCUUCUACUCCUAACAGCAUAAAUGCUAAAUUAGCAGGAAUUAACUUUCAGGCACUCCUCACCAGGAUUCACAAACAUCCAGCAUGUAGACAAGAGGGAACCAGCUUCCCACAGAAAAAGACAAAUGAAGCUAAACAACAGGGACCAUCUUCAAAAUUAACAGCACAAUAUGUGCUGAUGAGAGCUGUGUGCACAAAUGUCCCUGAAAAAUCAAAGGACUCCAGAUACAGUUGUUCAGAAUCUGAGGAUGAAUUUUUUGAUGCCCAAGAUCGAUUUACCCCUCCCAUCACAGAGAAAUGCCUCACAGAGAAAAGCUCAGAUUCUGAGAACAAACAUCCUUCUUUUAGUGACCUUAAGGUUAGUGUGAACAAGACAAAAGCUUCAGAAUCCAGAGACAGCAAAGAUAAGGACAGUGUUACACCAGAGAACCUCGAAGAAAAAUCUUCUUUUGCCGAUCAUUUCACCCCUGCAAUCCCUGAGUCUAAAAAUCCUGAACUGGAGGUCCAUCAACCCUCACUGAUUGUUCUCCCUAAACCUACACCUUUAGAACCUAAAUCUUUAUCUGCUAACCACUCCACGAGGGAGAAAGCCCAGCACUGCAAUGGAGACAUACCUGGCCGAAAUCCACACUUGUCAACUCAGCUUCUAGAGAUGGAGCCAGAGACCAUGGAGUUUAAACCAGUCACAGGGCCUGGACCACCAAUGUCUUCCUCAUUAAUUACGGCUGUACGCCAAUCUGCCUUUCCUCAACAAACCUUAGACCUAGAGAAUGUUCAAAAUGGACCCAGGCUACAAAAUGGAAUAUCUGACCAGUUACCUGCCAGUCUAGAAAAAGAGUGGAAGAGUGGAUCAAAUCAUGUGGAUCUUGAAGGACUUGACAGUAAAGAUACUAAGCCAAAUCAGAAAGAGACAAUAAACGCUAAAGGAACAACUGAAUUUGAGAAAAUAACAGUAGACAGCAAGAGUCCUCUACAACAACAGUCAUCAGACUCUCUUGAAACCAGAAAAUCAGAAAAUAAAGUGCCCCAGAUGAACACAAAGCCCCCAAUACCUCCCAAGCCAUCAUUCAUUGGUUUACAGCCAUCCACAAAGGCAGUUAAUGCCCAGUCACAAAAACCUGAUGAAAAGACAAAAGUUCCUCCCAAUGGACUUUCUCUACACCCCUGGUCUCAGAGAAAUGGUUCCAGUACCUCCCCACACUCUACACUGAUCAAGGGUGUUUCUCUAAGUCAUGAGAACCUAAGAACUGAACUAAAGGCUGAAAGCUCUACAGUCAAACCAACAAGUGCUUCAACUACUCCUACCCCAUCUCCAUCUGCCUUACCUUCUCCUUCAGUUCAGUCUGUAAAUAUUGUUCCUGAAGAUCCAGCUCAAAUUGGGACUAAUUUCCCCAGCAGAACAGGCUCGUCUGGACGUCUGUCUGCCACAGCCUUACGGGGAAAAAUUCAGGAUAUGCCCUGGUACCUCACCCGUUCCCAAGAGAUCUUGGGGACAGUAGCACUCAGCAACAGUAUUUCAUCGACAGGCAAUAAAGCAACCAUUCCAACAGAUGUUAACCAUGAAUCCAAGAAGGUAUCUCCCAAGGCCACUUCAGUGCCAUCUUUGAUUGACUGGAAAGAGAAAGAUGCUGAAGUAGUCAUUGUGAAGCUCAAAGAUGGACCUGAGGAUGUGAGCCCAACUCCCGUGAAAGACACCAACAGGAAACCUCAAACAUCAUCAAGCCAUCCUGACCUGAGGCAGAAAUUGUCCACAGAAGCUACAGAGUUGCACAGGCAUUUUGGGACCUGCAGGUCCGAACAACCUCAAUCACACAAAGGUAACCCUUCAGAGAUUCGACUUGACAAUGAUUCUUCUCUAUCCUCCGGAAGUCCUUCCCAUCAUGAUGCAUGUGGCUGCCAUACUGUUUAUGCCAACUGUUUCAGCGGAGAUACAGAGGAAAACUGCAGCUUUGAUGAUAAUCUGACUGUUUAUGAGUUCUCCCGUCGAAACCAGAUCAGUAAACCACCUCAACCCACCCCUGUUACUUCCCCUGCAACCCUAUCUGGUCCCUCUCCAAAUGUUCUGUCCCUACUCAGAGAUUCCCCUCGCCCCCUAUCAUCAUCCUCAGAACUCAGCCCACUCUUGGUCCCACCCAGACCUCUGGAAUCUCUGCCUCUAGAUCGUGGACCAAUAAAUAAUCCGCUCCACUUUUUGCAAAGCCACCAUUAUGCUUCCGGUCAGAAAGGUACAGGGCUUAAAGAUGGCUAUGCCUGUUUGCAGCGAGAUAUUGAUGAACUUCUUUUGGUUUUGAAGAAAGGACCUUCUGUAGUACACCCUCCAACACACAAGGGGGAAUGCGAAAAUGGCAAUGUGAAUGUGAAUUCGCUUUCAGAGACAGAACGAUACCUGGUUCAGGCGGAGGCACGGAGAUUGGCGUCAGGAUGUCAGAGAGCCACACGGGUAGGAUGGGCACCUGACGAUGCUCUUCUAUCCCUUGGUAACAGUUUUGGAGCUCUAGUGCAACUUACCUCAACCUGCAUGCGAGUUUCCUGUUCGGACUGUGGAGGGUGUCAUGGGGAUAUUGAUGCAGAUGAGGCCUUGAGGAAGCUUGAGGAGAUUGUGGACCUGUAUAAGGAGUUUGUAGGAGCUGUAGAGACGACUAGAGAGGGCGAAGGUGUCAGGCUUUUAGCCAAGCAGUGUACGGUUCUUAUUUCAACUGUCUUCUCACUAACACAACUGUUUCGGUCACGGACACCAGACAUAGACAAUGGAAAUGUACCUCUGAACUUUUAAAUGUUACCUUCCGGCACCUUCUUAAAGGACUGUAGAGUGUGAGCAUAGACUUGUACUUAAAGUAGCGAUGCCUUUUUGGCAUCUGUUUGUGUGCUGGCACACAAGAAUAAUAGUAAGUGCCGUGAACGUACACACACAGUAAGCAAAUUAACAUGUCAGAACUGUUAUGUAUUAACCUGUUUGUCUUGGAAAGUCUCCCUAUAAAUGUAGUGAAAUUCUGCAUUCAGACAUAGCUAUUUUCUAACUGUUCUUUAAUUCCUGAUGUAUGUACAGUAUGUAGUAUGUAUUUAUUUUUUACUUACAGUAUAUGCACACCGUGGUUUCUAACCUACUAUACUAUACCUGCAUUUUGUUUAUUUGUUGUUGUUUAGUUUUUAGGGGGGUUUUUUUUGGGGGGGGAGGGUAUACGUGAAUCCCUACCUCUUGCUCUAAUAACUGAGAUAAACAGUGUUAUGAAGCUUUACUUGUUUUCAUGUUUAGUUUAGUCAUGCUGCUCUUUACAGACUGAAGGAAGAAAGUAAAUGGACACUCCACUACCCCUUACAAUAGAUGCUUGGAGAAACACUAAGAAGCCCAAAUACAUAUGCAGUAAUGUUUAACUGGACUAUACAAAGGACUUUCAUUUCAUUUUGUCUAUAAUACCUUUCUGGCUGUAGAAUGAGAGAUGAUGGCAAUAGCAGUGCAGCGGUUUGGCAUUUUUCUACCUGUAUGUUGGUGUGUCAAGUUUGGCUUUUGACAUUAGAUCAGUGUGGUCCAAAGACAUAAUAGCACAAUUUGGGCAUUUACACAACAACAGUGUCAUUAUAUUAAUGUAGCACCCUGUAAAACUAAUCCCAAUGAUAGCCAAACCACACUAUUUUUCACUCGUUUUUGACUAUGCAAGCAUCACGAUUUGUAUCCACAUUUUUCCACAUAUUAUACUCUUACAUUUUAUACAUCUUAAUACAUGCAUAAUUUUCCAUUUGUUAUGAAUCAUUAAUAUUUCACUUUAGAGGACCUCCUUGACAAACCUAGGCCUUAUAUUAUAUCUUGGAAGAUCGUUGUUAAAGCUUGUUUGAUUGCAUCAUUAUGAAAAUAUAGUGUAAACAAAAGGUUCAUUUAAAAAAGUUAUUUCUUCCACUUUUGAAAGUGGUGAACAGCACCAUAUUUAGCAUACAUUAAAUACUUUACUCAUUACCAUGCAGGUAUGUGUAUGCAAAGUCUCCUGGCAAAACCAGCUCAGUUUCGUUGCAUAACACAUAAUGCAGUACAAAUUGCAUUGCUUUCUUUGCAAUAUAGCAGUGGGUGGUGGUAAACUGCCUACUAUCGUGGAAUACUAUCAUGGCAGAGGAAAAUCUUGCCGAGCAUGUUUAAAGAUGGCUACCUGAAUAAAAACACAUCCGACAUCUGAAGACAUCAAUAGCCUCCUUGAGUGCUGAGCUUUUUAAGAACUGCACAAUUGCAAUGCAUUCUUCAAGCCUUCAGAUCUGCAUUUCGGCACUUGCAUGGAAUGUUUCUGUUGUAAGAAUUUUAGAUUUGGCUGUCAUAAUCACAAAUAAUAUGAUUGGGGAGACUAUCAAAGACCUACGCUUAGAAUUUUGAAUACUUGAGCCCUGUGCCCGGUUGCAUGAAACUCCUUAAGCUAAGAAAUCCCUUAGAUAUAAGGUUAAGGGUACCCUUAGUGAAACUUGGGUUGCAAGAAAAAACCCUAAGGGUUUCCUUAAGGAACUUAAGGAUGUUAUUAAGUUUUUCCCCUUAAUUAUCUAAGUUUUCCCUUAAGUGUUGCUACAAAGUCCUUAGUGACCAUUUCACCUUAAUAAAUUUAAGGGACCAAAACAGCUCCCUUAAGUCAACAUAAACUCAAAAUACGAUUUAGUGUUAAUUGAAGAGGAGGAAAUGCCAAGGCGUGUUUUUAAUGAUCGUAAUAAUCCCUUGGAGACGAUGAAUGGUUGAUGAAAGGCUGAAAAGUAUUAUUAUUAUAACCACUUACAAAAACAAUAAUUGCUUUUUCGUCCUCUGUCCAGUUUGGUUUACGUUUUUUUGUUUUCUGUUGUUUGUACUCUCCAUAGCAAAAAUAUAUUAAUAAAAGUGUGAUUUUAGCAAGGGUUUGGCUUUGUGGUUCGUUGUGUUCUGUUUACUGUUAGAGGUAGUAACUAUAGCAACCGCGGCGAUCUUUGCCGUAUGUUGUCAGAAACUACUGUGAAACACUUAGUAUGAACACUUAGGUAAGGGUGACAGUUAAGAGGCUUCUUGCAACGCUCUUAAUGAAAUCCCUUACCUCAGGGAUUUUUUCUCCCUCAGGGAAACCCUCACUUAAGGAGUUUCAUGCAACCGGGCACUGAUCUUUUAGCCCUAGUGAUUCAGUUGUCCUUUGUUCCUGAUCUCAGACCAGUAUUUUGUCGUAGACACUGGUUACUCACUGGCUGUGUCUAGAUCAGGUUUCAAAAGGCAAUAUGCACCUACAAUACAUAAACAAUUAACUUGCCCAGAUCACAUGACCAAACUCGAGGUCAUCCUUGUUCAGUUCAAUGACUUUAUAGAAGUGCUUCCAGAUGGGAAGAAUUUCACCCAUGCUGGACACAUCCCUCCCAAUAAACACACACACACACACACACACUGCCGGUUUGUGGUUAUCAAGUCAGAAAGCUAGUUUGCUUGAAGAGAAAUGUCAUGAAAACGGAAAGCGAUAAAUAUGUUGUUGUUAUUCUGUCUUUUCAAAGGAACCAUUUUGAUAUCGAACUAUCAGAGAGCAAACGUAUUUCUAAAUUAAAUCUUCCUGUCAUAUGAAGGUUCUAAGAACGAUGAAGACUAAAAGGAACUGCGUGUGCAUUUGUACCAAAUAUGAAGCAAAAAAACUAUGAGGGCCAUUUAUAUUGAGACGUAUGCAGACGAUUGUGUUUCAAAGUGCACAAAAUAAAAUCUUAAAUGUGGCUGUAUGUGAAUAUGAAGGCAAACAUGUGAAUGAAAUUAAAUUAAAAGGGACAAUCGAGAAUCUGGUUUGCAUUCCCUCUACUGUGUUCAUGAUAAUAAAGGUUUGAUUUUGAAUGACAAAA
Messenger RNA from Carassius gibelio (silver crucian carp), 8655 nucleotides. RefSeq names its product FERM and PDZ domain-containing protein 1. The coding region runs from base 584 to 5623 and encodes 1679 amino acids. Gene Ontology annotation, cellular component: cytoskeleton. Gene Ontology annotation, molecular function: protein binding. Lineage: Eukaryota; Metazoa; Chordata; Actinopteri; Cypriniformes; Cyprinidae. The record is from RefSeq and is a predicted model, not a curated record. The transcript has 17 exons.